Messenger RNA from Lepus europaeus (European hare), 1422 nucleotides. RefSeq names its product sosondowah ankyrin repeat domain family member D (gene SOWAHD). The record is from RefSeq and is a predicted model, not a curated record. Gene Ontology annotation, molecular function: protein binding. Bases 1 to 975 code for a protein of 324 amino acids. The transcript has a single exon. Lineage: Eukaryota; Metazoa; Chordata; Mammalia; Lagomorpha; Leporidae.
AUGGCCCAGCCCCGAGGGACCGCAGAUCCGGAGCCCAAGGCCUCUCUCGCGCCAGCCGCGCAGAGCCUGCGGGGCGCCCCACAGCCCCGCCUCUCGAGAGUGGACACAGGUAGCCUGGGCAGGUACCGGGGCAAUGUCGCCGUCGCCGCCGCCCCCCGGGAGUGCCCCUCCCAAGGCUCGCUGAUGCUCUCGGGAGCGGGCUCAGGACGCCGGCGGGGAGCGCUGCGGGAGCUAUUGGGGCUGCAGGGGGCGGCUCCCGCCGGGAAGCUGUCGGAGGAGCGCGCGGAGGAGCCGUCCUCGGGAGGGCCCGGCGGACUCAAUGGGCAGGGAGGCGGCGGACUGUGCCUGGAGCCGCGGGAACACGCGUGGAUCCUGGCGGCCGCCGAGGGCCGCUUUGAAGUACUGCAGGAGCUGCUGGAAGCUGAGCCGGGACUGCUGCUGCGGUGCGAUCCGAUCUCGGGCUACACGGUGCUGCACUGGCUGGCCAAGCACGGACGCCACGAGGAGCUCAUUCUGUUGCAUGACUUCGCCCAGCGCCGGGGACUGCGGCUCGACGUGAGCGUCCCGGGCAGCGGCGGCCUCACGCCCCUCCACCUGGCCGCGCUGCAAGGCCACGACAUGGUCAUCAAGGUGCUGGUGGGUGCCCUGGGCGCCGACCCCACGCGCCGCGACCACAGCGGCCACCGAGCGUGCCACUACCUGCGGCCCGACGCGCCGCAGAGGCUGCGGGAGCUGUCGGGGGCCGAGGACUGCGAGGCGACGGGCGGCCACCAGCGGGGCAACGCCAACAAUAACAGCAGCGCCGCCGCUGCGUGGACGCUGAGACGGACCCCGAGCGCAGCGGGCGUGACGGCUGUGGGGACAAACAGGAGAGCGGCGGCGACGCGGACCAGGGAAAAGAACACCGUGGGCAGCCGGGUGGCGCAAAUUCAUGGCCUUUUCCGCCAUCUGUUCCCCUUCUUCCAGGACCGUUGAGGGCAAUGAAAACUGGAGAGCUCAGAGGUGACGCGAAGCUGCGGCGAGGACUCCGCCCUGGGUUCUCCAGGGUCGCACCCUAGCAGACAGCACGUCGGGGUCCGUAUCAGGUACCUGCCCCAGGUUCCUGCGGCCACCGGCCAGGAGGACCCGAGAAGUAGGGCACUCCCUAACCGAAAGAGAGCCAAGGGCCAAGCCGGCCGGGCCAGGCCCAAAGCUUCAGGACUAAGGAGUUAGGAGAGCGAGCGGGUCCUUCUUGGGAGAGGGAAAGUUAAGCUGCCAGCAGCCAUUUCUGGGCAGGCAGAAGCGCUGGAUUUAUUAGCAAGAAUGCAGCGGAGGAGGCCAUUAAAGGGUCCCCCUGUGAGGGCAGAGUCAGCCCCAGGCUACCUGCCCCUGAGGCUACCAGGCCUUACACCAUGCUACCUGUCCUUAUGUACCAAGGAUGAC